GUUAGUAGGAGGAGUGGUAGCUCUGUGAUCCCAGUCCCUCUUGUCUUGUCCUGGAGGAUUGUCACAGUCGAUCCCAGGACCUCCACCUGCAGGCCUGGUAAAAUCAUUUCUUCACACACGGUGUCUGACUGACCUCCAGACGCUUUAAGAUGCCGCUGUCACGCUCCCUGUCCAUGACGUCCCUGAGCGGGGUGCUGCCGGCCUGGGAGGAAGACGAUCUGCCUGUGGAGGACCUGCUGCUCUUUGAGGUGGCCUGGGAGGUCACCAACAAAGUUGGAGGAAUCUACACAGUGAUCCAGACCAAAGCCAAGAUCACAGUGGAUGAAUGGGGGGAGAACUACUGCAUGAUAGGGCCCUACUUCGAACACAACUUCAAGACACAGGUAGAGGCAUGCGAGCCACCCAACCCCGCCGUCAGGAAAGCCAUGGACGCCCUCAUUCACAACGGCUGCCAGGUUCAUUUUGGCCGCUGGCUGAUCGAGGGUAGCCCCUUUGUGAUCCUGUUUGAUAUCGGCUCUGCAGCAUGGAACCUGGACCGCUGGAAGGGGGACCUGUGGGAGACCUGCCAGAUAGGCCUGCCCUACAACGACCGAGAGGCCAAUGACUCCCUCAUCCUGGGCUCCCUAGUCGCCUGGUUCUUCAAAGAGUUAAUAGACCAGCUGGGAGACAAGCCAAAUGUCAUCUGUCAUUUCCAUGAGUGGCAGGCAGGAGCAGGGCUUAUUCUGUCCCGCUGCCGCAAGAUUCCCAUAGCCACGGUCUUCACCACACAUGCAACCCUGCUGGGACGGUAUCUCUGUGCUGGGAAUGCCGACUUUUACAACAACCUUGGCAAGUUCGACAAUGACAAGGAGGCGGGUGAGAGGCAUAUCUACCAUCGCUACUGCCUGGAGAGAGCAGCGGUCCACUGUGCACACGUCUUCACCACAGUCUCCCAGAUCACCGCUGUGGAAGCCAGCCAUAUGCUGCACAGGAAGCCAGAUGUGGUGACCCCCAAUGGGCUGAAUGUGAAGAAGUUUUCUGCCAUGCAUGAGUUUCAGAACCUGCACUCCACCAGCAAGGCCUGCAUCAAGGAGUUUAUCAGAGGACACUUCUACGGUCACCUGGACUUCAACCUCGAGAAAACACUGUUCUUCUUCAUCGCUGGACGCUAUGAGUUUACCAACAAGGGGGCUGAUAUUUUCCUUGAAUCUCUGUCAAGACUUAACUACCUACUAAGGCUCCACAAAAAUGAUAUGACAGUGGUAGUUUUCUUCAUCAUGCCAGCUAAAACCAACAACUUCAAUGUGGAGUCACUGAAGGGACAGGCAGUACGCAAGCAGCUCUGGGAUACAGCUCACACUGUGAAGGAGAAGUUUGGUAACAGGCUGUAUGAUGCUCUGUUAAAAGGGCAGAUCCCUGACAUGAACUCCAUUCUGGAUCGAGACGACUUCACCAUUAUGAAGAGAGCCAUCUACGCAACUCAGAGACACACCCUCCCUCCGGUAACCACUCACAACAUGAUCGACGACGCAACAGAUCCCAUUCUUUCUAACGUCAGACGCAUCGGACUGUUCAACUCCAGGAACGAUCGCGUUAAGAUUAUCUUCCACCCUGAGUUCCUGUCCUCCACCAGUCCUCUGCUGCCAAUGGACUACGACGACUUUGUUCGUGGAUGCAACCUUGGGGUUUUCCCCUCCUACUAUGAACCAUGGGGUUACACGCCAGGUGAGUGUACCGUUAUGGGCAUUCCCAGUGUGACCACGAACCUGUCAGGUUUCGGCUGCUUCAUGGAGGAGCACGUGUCAGACCCUGCUGCCUAUGGUGUUUACAUCGUGGACCGCCGUUUCCGGUCAGCCGAUGAGUCCUGUAACCAGCUGACCCAGUUCAUGUUCAGUUUCUGCCAGCAGUCUCUGCGCCAGCGCAUCAUCCAGAGGAACCGAACAGAGAGGUUGUCUGACCUGCUGGACUGGAGAUACCUGGGACGGUUCUACGUACACGCCCGCCAUCUGGCACUAAACAGAGCUUUCCCGGACAAGUUCAAGAUGGACCCCACGGCCCCAUUGAAGACAGAGGGUUUCCGUUACCCCCGGCCAUACUCGGUACCCCCCUCUCCCUCUGCCUCCAUCCACUCCACCCCCCACCACAGCGAUGAGGAGGAUGAUGAUGACGAUGAUUAUGAGCCCUAUGACGAAGAUGAAGAGGCCGAGAGGGAUCGACUGAACAUCAAGUCUCCUUUUGUGCUGGGGGACGUACCGGAGGGCAAGUAGAAGCAGCGUGGAGAGUCAAGAAACUGAGAUUGACUAUUAGAAGCUGCAGAUUAUAACCAGGUUUACAGAGAGAUACUCAGCGUUUCUGACAGUAAAAUAAGCGUAAAAUGUAGAUUAGGGACAAAAGUCUGAAACUACUACACCUGAUCCAGGUCCAUCACAAAACCUUGACUACUGUUUUCAAGCUGAGUUUAAUUGUUGUGUUCCCCAAGGAUACCGUCUUCGCCCAUAGGUGUUUUUAAUGUACAUGCUUUAUCUCAGUCGGGUUAUAAAGAAAUAACAAAAUCUUGUCUUCAAUUGAAAAUUAAUAUAACCAAUAAAUACAUUUUACAAGUUACAA
Eleginops maclovinus (Patagonian blennie) is the source of this 2586-nucleotide messenger RNA. It is a transcript of the gene gys2, whose product is annotated as glycogen synthase 2. Gene Ontology annotation, biological process: glycogen biosynthetic process. NCBI's taxonomy places the organism in Eukaryota, Metazoa, Chordata, Actinopteri, Perciformes, Eleginopidae. Gene Ontology annotation, molecular function: alpha-1,4-glucan glucosyltransferase (UDP-glucose donor) activity. Gene Ontology annotation, cellular component: cytoplasm. The record is from RefSeq and is a predicted model, not a curated record.